GUGCAGGGCCUCGCUUCGCUUGCUUGCAUGGAAUCGCAAAGACCACGAAAAAACGGCAGCUAUUGCUGCGUGGUAGGGUGCCACAACAGUAAGGUGAACGUGAGGGGGAAACAGCCUCGUGUGAAGUUUUAUAAAUUUCCGAACAAGUGGUUCGAACAAGGGCGUCGGCGACAAUGGAUAGCGGCUGUACGAAGAGUGAACCCGGAUGGCACUCCUUGGGAGCCAAGCCAGACGACUGUCAUCUGCAGUUGCCACUUCGUCGGCAACGAAAAAAGCGCUGACCAGACGCAUCCUUCCUACGUCCCCUCAGUAUUUCCAGCGAUGUACAAAGCCAAAUCCGUCGUGGGAUUGGCGCCUGUUGAGCGUUAUGAAAGACUCAAGCGGCGAUCUCAACGUAAUGACAACACCACGGCUUCAGUGACACUUUGUGUUAGUAAAGAAGAUGGUGUGCCUGGACUGCAUGGAGAUUUGCAAGAUGAGGAAUUCCAGGAUGAAACAUACAAUGAGCCUCCUUCCUCAGAUUCUAGUGGAGCGUUGGAACCACCUUCAUCAUCAUCUGUGGGCACACAGACAGAUGCAGCCAAUGAAGGCAGUGGCAGACCGUUCUCCGUCUUCAUGUGUACCAUUCUGGAAACGACCGGCAGCACCCAGAUUACUCACACACCUUGUGUUGAAAGUGAAGUGCAGGCUGUGCCCGAGACACAAUCACGCUACUCUGGACGUUCUUCGCGUACGUGCAUAUUUCAGGGUUACGAGACUCUUCGUGAUCAGAUUGCUACCCUGCAUGAUUUAUGUGGCACCACGCCAGAAGUGUUUGCACUUCUACUCAGCCUCCUUACCAACUUCCGCGUAAGAGAGGUCGACGUCACUAUCCCUAACAAGCUCUUGAUAUUUCUGAUGAAGUUGAAGCUGGGAAUUACUUUCACCGGCCUUGGCGCUCUGUUUGGAAUUCAUCGUUCCACUGCUAGCAGAAUAUUUUUCUGUAUGUUAACAAACUUGGUUCAGGCCACAAGCAAGUGGUUGUUCACACCAUCAAGAGAGACAAUCCGAGCGACUCUUCCAGAAUGCUUCAGAGAGCACUAUCAUUCAUGCAGAUACAUAAUCGACUGCACUGAAGUGAGGACGGAAACUCCAGCUCCUGUUGAAAGGCAACGAAAUCUGUACUCAAACUAUAAAGGCGGCAUGACUGUGAAGUUCCUGGUUGCAAUUGUCCCCAAUGGACAGAUUGCUUUUGUGUCGAAAGCGUACGGGGGAAGAGAAAGCGACACAGCAAUAACAACGGAUUCUGGAUUCCUAGACCUUGUCGAGGCAGGUGAUUUAAUUCUGGCUGACAAGGGAUUCCCUGGCAUCAGCUCCCACCUCGGACAGAAAGGUGCACUACUAGUGAUGCCCCCAUUCUCAUCAGGAAACGCACAGUUCACCAGCAGUGAAAUGGACACAACGUAUUACAUCGCACAAGUUAGGGUGCAUGUAGAGAGAGUGAUUCAGCGGAUCAAGACCUUCGACAUCCUGAAUUCCACCGUACCAGCUGAGCUUGUGCCAUACAUGACUGACAUUUUUCAUAUGUGCGCAGUACUUGCAAAUCUUCAGCCACCCAUUUUCAAGACGCAGCAAUGAUUUCAGCGUACUUCAUUUUGGCAUUUGGCCUGCUGUGUUGAAGUGCAAUGGGGACCAGUGUGAAAAUUAAAUAUGUUGAGUGCUAAUGCAGUUGCUAAAAAAAAGUGUCCUGUUGCAAAAUGGCUGUCACACUGUUUCUCAUUUAUUGCUUCAACACGAUUUGAAAUAUCAUACAGAGCACCAGGUCCCAACUUACAGAAAUUGAACUGACUAGAAUACGUGGACUAACCAAAAAAAUUAAACCAGAAAACUUAAGGUCUAAUUACAUAUUCAUUUAGACCUGGGAGCCAUUCUUGGCAGCAUGUGAGUAAAAUAGAAUGUCUCUAGUUUUGGAACAAGUUCACUAAGCAGAUCAUCGUCACGCUCUACCAUCACAUUCACUGACUGCGCAUCAGAAUAUACAAAAAAGAAUGCCUCUGUUACAUUCAUGACAUACAUUGCAAUUUGCACUUGUGUAUAGUAUUGAUGCGACUUUUUAAG
Messenger RNA from Ornithodoros turicata, 2097 nucleotides. RefSeq lists its product as uncharacterized. The coding region runs from base 28 to 1617 and encodes 529 amino acids. NCBI's taxonomy places the organism in Eukaryota, Metazoa, Arthropoda, Arachnida, Ixodida, Argasidae. The record is from RefSeq and is a predicted model, not a curated record. The transcript has 4 exons.